Messenger RNA from Mauremys reevesii (Reeves's turtle), 1440 nucleotides. Its product is annotated as C-type lectin domain family 4 member F-like. The transcript is spliced from 8 exons. The coding region runs from base 113 to 1015 and encodes 300 amino acids. The record is from RefSeq and is a predicted model, not a curated record. NCBI's taxonomy places the organism in Eukaryota, Metazoa, Chordata, Testudines, Geoemydidae.
AGGAGACCAAAGCCCCGAGGGCUGCUGUCAGAGGGAGGCUCUAACCCAGCAGGCUGCUGAAAGGACCCACAGGCCAGUCAUCAGGGGCUCGGCUCAGCGCGGAGGCAGGACAAUGGCGAGGGACAAUAUCUAUGAGAACAUGCUGAUGACGGAAGCUGCUCCCCAGCCCAAAGGAAAUUCUCUCAAGACAUCGGUCCCUUGGCGGCACAGGGCAGGGGGCAUCGUCACUGCUGUCCUUCUCCUCCUGGGUCUGGCCCUGGCCACGUCCCUCCUUGCUGUGACACUUCUCUAUCUCCGGGCACAGAGCAAGCUGCAAGCGGUUGAAGAAGCGGCGCAGAAGCUCCAAGUCUCUCUGCAGCCUGACAACGCCUCGGACGCGUCAGCAAAGGGAUCGGACAGUCUGCAGCUAUUGGAUGAAGCGCAGGUAGGAGUCCGGAUCCUGAAAGCCCAGCUGGGUAACGUCAGUGCAGCGUAUGGAGAAAUCCAGAUCCGUCUGGACAAUGUCAGUGCAGCGUAUGGAGAAAUCCAGAUCCGGCUGGAUAACGUCAGUGCCGCACGAGCAGCAGUGCAAGGUCGCUGCAGUGACGUGCUGACAAAGCUCUCCAGGGGCUGGAAGUUUUACGGUGGGAACCUCUAUUACUUUUCACAAGAACGGAAGUCGUGGGACGAGGCCGAGCGGUUCUGUGUGUCUCAGGACUCGCACCUGACCUCUGUCUCCUCCCAGGCGGAACAGGAGUUUCUCUCCAGCGAUACCAAAGAUCAAAAUCACUGGAUUGGACUCACCGACCGGGAGACAGAAGGCAACUGGCGCUGGGCGGAUGGCACAGAAUACAGAGCAGACGCAAGCAGGGGGUUCUGGGCGGAGAAUCAGCCAGACAACUGGGAUCAGGGGAUUGGAGGCAGAGAAGACUGUGUUCACAUCCAUUCAAUCAACCGGAAUUUGUGGAAUGAUGCCAACUGCACUCUGCCUUCUAUGUGGAUUUGUAAGCAGGCCCAUGGACCAGCUGGGAUGUGACAUGCAGGUCCCAGCACCUCAGAAAGCACCUUAAUUUCCAAGCAAGAAUAUUUCCCAGCCACCCGCUGGUGAGGAGCUCAGUUUGACAGCAGCCUGUCUGGCAAGAGAUCACUUAUCAAUGGUUGUGGUUGUGAAACCCUCAUUUCUCUGUGUUUUAUUUUUUUGGCCCCCACUUUUCUAUUGUUAAUCUGUCUGGUUCUCUAACUGUUUCUCUCUGCUGUGUAAUUAAUUUUGGUAGGUGUCAGUUAAUUAGGGUAGUGGGAUAUAAUUGGUUAGAGAAUUAUGUUCCAAUAUGUUAGGAUUGGUUAGAUAGAUUUCAGUACAAUGAUUGGUUAAGGUAUAGCUGAGAAUAUUACUAUAUAAACUGGGGUCAAACAGGAAGUAGGCAGGGAAAUUGGAAUCAAGUUUGCUGGACAGUAACCCCA